This is a messenger RNA of Botrytis deweyae, 567 nucleotides long. RefSeq lists its product as uncharacterized. Bases 1 to 567 code for a protein of 188 amino acids. The transcript is spliced from 2 exons. Lineage: Eukaryota; Fungi; Ascomycota; Leotiomycetes; Helotiales; Sclerotiniaceae. The record is from RefSeq and is a predicted model, not a curated record.
AUGUCAGACAGCAAUAUCUUCAAUCAAGAAGAGGAACAGAAGGCAUCACAAGCUAUAGAAGAUAAAAGAGACGUCAGCUCAGAUGUUUCUAACGCAGCUCAGAAAUCACCAGACCCCUCAGUCUGGCCCCGUCGAAAAGGAGAAGCCAGUGAAAGAUCAGCUAAAAGAGGAUAUCGCGCACCGAAUGCCCUACACUACGGGCCCGCUGAUCCAGAUGCACGAUUUUGGGGUAUACUUGCCACCUCCCGUCGCAAUCGUUCUCUUAACAGAGUAAGCAGAAGACUUCGAAGAUCCGAGUGUGAGAGAAAUCGAACGGCUAAAUCAGACAUAUCUUGUAGACGACAAAAUGAGAAAAACAACGGACUUAGCGAUGUAAGCUCGCGAGAUAAAUUUGGUGAAGCUAGCUUUAGAGCCGAGCCGCUACAUUCUCCGGAGUCUGACAUCACACCAACUCCUUUACUUCACAAUGCGGUCACGAUUGUCGAAGUGUAUGAGCUAUUACUGGCCAGCUGCGCAAAGAUUCUUGCAAGAUUCCGCGCGAAACUCAAAAAGGAGAAAACUGUUUAA